CCCCCCCUUGCCUGCAGGAAGCCUGGGCACCGACACGGAGGAGCGGCUGGUUGAGCACCUCCUGGACCCAUCCCGCUACAACAAGCUGAUCCGCCCGGCCACCAACGGCUCGGAGCUGGUGACCGUGCAGCUCAUGGUGUCGCUGGCCCAGCUCAUCAGUGUGCACGAGCGGGAGCAGAUCAUGACGACCAACGUGUGGCUGACACAGGAGUGGGAGGAUUACCGCCUCACCUGGAAGCCAGGGGACUUUGAUAACAUGCGGAAGGUGCGCCUGCCCUCCAAGCACAUCUGGCUGCCGGACGUCGUCCUCUAUAACAAUGCCGACGGGAUGUACGAGGUCUCCUUCUACUCCAACGCGGUGGUCUCCUACGAUGGCAGCAUCUUCUGGCUGCCCCCAGCCAUCUACAAGAGCGCCUGCAAGAUCGAGGUCAAGCACUUCCCCUUCGACCAGCAGAACUGCACCAUGAAGUUCCGCUCGUGGACCUACGACCGGACGGAGAUCGACCUGGUGUUGAAGAGCGACGUGGCCAGCCUGGACGACUUCACGCCCAGCGGCGAGUGGGACAUCAUCGCCCUGCCGGGGCGGCGGAACGAGAACCCCGACGACUCCACCUACGUGGACAUCACCUACGACUUCAUCAUCCGCCGCAAGCCGCUCUUCUACACCAUCAACCUCAUCAUCCCCUGCAUCCUCAUCACCUCACUGGCCAUCCUGGUCUUCUACCUGCCCUCCGACUGCGGUGAGAAGAUGACGCUCUGCAUCUCCGUGCUGCUGGCCCUCACCGUCUUCCUGCUGCUCAUCUCCAAGAUCGUGCCGCCCACCUCGCUGGACGUGCCGCUGGUGGGCAAGUACCUGAUGUUCACCAUGGUGCUGGUGACCUUCUCCAUCGUCACCAGCGUGUGUGUGCUCAACGUGCACCACCGCUCGCCCACCACCCACACCAUGCCGCCCUGGGUCAAGGUGGUCUUCCUGGACAAGCUGCCCACCGUCCUCUUCAUGAAGCAGCCGCGCCAGAACUGUGCCCGCCAGCGGCUGCGUCAGCACCGGAAGAACCAGGAGCGGGCUAGCAGCAGCUUCUACCUGCGGGAGAGCGCCCGCUCCUGCACCUGCUUUGCCAACCAGGCCACCGUCCAGAAGUUCAGCGCGGGGGGCGGCCGGCAGUUCACCGAGGCAGCUGACAGUGCCAAUGGCUACCGGGAGCGGCAGGGGCAGGCCCCGGCGCCCAGCCAGCAGUGCUGCUGUGGGGUGGAGGAGGCGGUGGAUGGGGUGCGCUUCAUCGCAGACCACAUGAGGAGCGAGGACGACGACCAGAGCGUGAGCGAGGACUGGAAAUACGUGGCCAUGGUGAUCGACCGCCUCUUCCUGUGGAUCUUCAUCUUCGUCUGUGUCUUCGGGACCAUCGGCAUGUUCCUCCAGCCGCUCUUCCAGAACUACGCCACCACCUCCCUGCUGCAGCUCAACCACGGCCCGCCCAGCUCCAAAUAGGGCUGGGGGACGGCCGGCAGCCCUGCCCCGUGCGCGCGGAGCCAUCAUCCCACCACAAAGACAGUGGCCUGGCGCACGUGACUGGAGCACGCAGGCCUGGGGGAGUCCGGGGGGGGGGGUCGUCAGGGCCUUGCUGCUGUUUUCAGUCCUGGCUCCCGCUGCUGGGGGGGGAGGGGGGAGCUCCACGUCCGCCCCAUUGAGAGCAAAGCCCCAGGAGCUGACGGAGGAGACAGGCCGGGAGCCGGGCGCAGCUCGAGGUGUCCCGGCCCUUCCUGGGAGGGACAGGACUGCUCCAGCAACUGCGCUUGGGGGUCAAGGAGGGCUUCCCUCCCCCCAGAGAUAGAUUAGCGAGGCCAAAUGGUCCCCACAGUAGCGCGGGGUGAGCAAAGCGGGGCCAGGUCGCAUGCGGCCAGGGGCAGGGCUGGCUGGGGGUGAACACGCCCCAGACACGUCCUCUGGACUGAGCCCGGAGCCCGUUGCUGCAUUCAGCCAACUGUGUCCCUGGAAGCUCGGGGGGGUGGGGGCGCUGCCCGGGGCAGCCUCAGACAUCCGCUGUUGCUUCCAAUGUCACCGCAGCCCAAUAAAUAAUCACACGGACUCGGGGGGAGGGGGAAUUUGUUUAAAACUUGGUUUAAUUUGACCCCCUUUUUAUUUCUAAGCCACCCUCAUCAUGGGGCGCCCUGGAGCAGGGGAGAGGCAGGGCCGAGAGGGCACAAGGGCUGCAGUUCUCCAGGUGGGCUGGGAACUUUAACACGGGGGAAGAGCAGCGUCCCUGUCUCGUUGCGAUUUACACGCUGUUAACGCCGAGCCAGAGCGCACGUGGGGCCACUGCACCUGGCCAUGCCCCGGCGAGGGCUCUUGUGCCACCGCAGAUCACGAUCGGGCUGCACCAGGCUGCUGCGUCAGUGCCAAUGCCGGUGGAAGAUGUCAGUGAAACACGGGUGCGAACGUGCAGCAAAGCUGGAUUUCACCAGUGUCAUAGAGGGCGUUAAAGUGCGACCUGCUGCGAAGCGGCGCACGGGGCAAAGGGGAGCCAGGUUCAGCCGAUGCCACUGGACUUCCGUGGAGCGAGAGUGAUUAUUACAGCCACGAGCCAGCUCGAUCGAGAUCCUUGCAGACACACCCAGGAGUCGCCCGUGGCCCCAGUUUCCCUCUGCAAGACUCCGAGGGUGGCUCGUCAGAUCUCAGUAUUACUAUCAGUCCGUGGGUGAAAGCUCCCACUGCCUGUUCCUUCUGCCGGAGCCCUAGGGCCGUCCCCUCCCGGGUUCCAGCUCUGCGGGGGGCGAGAGGCAGCAGAUACAGCCGCAGCUCGAUUAGGAACCGUGUCCAGGCCCCUGGCUGGUGCCCUGGAGCGGAUGUGGGGUGGAGGGAGAUGGACAGUGCAUGUGCAGAAUGGAAACCCAAGGCCAGUGGCGCC
Messenger RNA from Chrysemys picta bellii (western painted turtle), 2903 nucleotides. NCBI's taxonomy places the organism in Eukaryota, Metazoa, Chordata, Testudines, Emydidae. The record is from RefSeq and is a predicted model, not a curated record.